CUGUCAUAGGUAUAAGGCCACAUUCCUUCAGUCGUUGCUCCGUAUCCAGCGCGACCGAGGUUGCCCAUCGUCCACGCGGCUGGCCAGAAGCCGACUUGCGAAGGCGAGCCGGGGAGACUGACCGAGACUUCGAUGUAACCUCCAUUGACGCAGACUUUGUUCCAUGACUGCAGCAUCCCUUCGAGUCAAUGAGUCGAAGCAGCGGACAAAACUGCGUGCGAACCGCUCUGAUAGGACAGGUUGUGAUUGUUCAGCUCCGACAUUGUGAGGACGAGAUUCCCGCCCUUAGUCGUGACAGCCCACAUUCGCAGAUUAGCUCCAAAGUGACAAACAGCUGGCUUCACAAGAACCUCAGGGUCAUACCAUUCCAGAUCAUCCGUCGGCCAAUAGUGCAGAUCAACGGCUGUGAAGCGUCAAGCGCGUAAGGAUCAGGUCCGAUUCAAUUACAAAACACGCACCUUCCCACCAGGGAUCAUCUCCUGGAUAGAACGACCUCCCAUCUACAUUGAACUCGUCACUGAACACUAGCUGGUACUGCUGCCCAUCCGGGCUGGAGAACGUCCGUGCUGACGAUGGAGAAUCUUCGUCAAUCAGCUUGGGGAAAUUGGGCAUGCUCGGAAUUUUGUCGGUCCCAUUGCCCAAGCCUGAAUCCAGCCCAGGUAUCCGUGGUGGACGAGUGUAGAACAGGAUCAGAGGAUAUCCGAGGAACAACGCGACAAGACCGCCCAGAAGAAGACCCAAUGCGAUGGAAUUUGCCCAUCCUCGUCCAGAUGUCCAAUCGAAGGAUGAGCCUUCGUCAGCGACCGUACUUGGGUUGUGCAGCUCGUCAUCGAGGUCCAUGUUCUUCUCCCAGUGGGUGUUGACGGUUACUGUCUUUGUCCGUACCAGGUUGACUCGUGGAGGAGCUGGUGUGCCAUCCAUUUUCACGUGCUUCAGAGCAGGAUCGAACUGCAAACGGGCGCUGAGAUGCGGUGGAUUGGGGGAGAUGGACAGCGUUGCGCACAGAGUAAGGACCAAAAUCAGAGCCAAUGGACCACCUUGCUACGUCCUGAAAAAUGUCUCCGCCUGCGCGCGGCACGCGGUCUGCGUGCAGCUCCUCCGUAGGUGCGCCUGAGAAAACAGAGGCGAUCGUUGGAACGACGCGGUCGCCUGCGGUUGUGGCCCGUGGGAAAGCCGAGGGGGGCGAUUGGUGAGGAAUGGCGUUUUGCGCGUCGACAUCGUUCCUCCGUUUCAGCAGUCUGCGGGGCGCCCUGGGACGGGAGUGGGACAUCAACGGUGCUCUCAAGGUUGAUGACGUAAACUUCUUGCAUCGUGGCUUCGCGUAGGUUGAGAUGGGUAUAUAUAUAGACCGCGCCACUCGGGGGAUAAGUAGUAGUGUUCAUUCAAAGAUACCAGAUACCAACAGCGACUCUGAAGUAAGUAGACGAGAGGUGAGGAAUGCAUGUUGCACUGCCACAGCCUUCCUCCAGUCUGAGCAUGGCAUCACUUGCUCUGAGCCGUCAUCACUCGGGCACGUAGUGUGGAACUGUGUUUCCCUCGACGAGAAGGUCACUGAUCAACACUUAUCUCAAAGAUGUGGCGUCUGGAUGGUACAAUUCGUGGUCCAGUUGGCAGUGUCACUAGCUCAAUUGACAAACCUGAUAAACGACGUAACGCAAGACCAGACCAUCCUCCACUGCAGACGAGCUUCUAGGCGCGGCGAUCUCCCCACUAUCCAUCUCCACUCCGCACGAACAUGUGCUUAUCGAUGCUCGAGCAGUUCAGUCGCCAUGCGUCCGCGUUUGCGUCAAGGAUCACAUCACCUGCUGGGACUGUGGGCAUCGUGUCGAAUUGCGGGGUGGGUAUUCUAUGGCUCAGUGACUGGAACCGAUACGGUGAUGGCCUAUAGUUCUACUUUCAAGAUGCGAUGAUUCACCCUAAAUCCUUCCAGACUUGAUCUCUUUCCUUAUCAACUCUGAGCUCAAUCUUGCCGGCUUACCUUCCUGCCUACGAAAUAUUCACAUCUACGACAGCUACGCCUUCAUCUCGCAAAGGAAUAUCAGGGUAACAAUCCGUAGUUGGGGCUUUCACAGUGUCUCAGCAAUCUACCUAUCCUCGCUACGAUAUCGGCCUGAGGCUGCGUUCCUCGACCAAUGCGAAGAUCCAUGCAAAUCCAUUCAUGGUCCCUGCGUUGCAGACGCAUUUGGCGUGCCGAUCAUUCAAUGGCUCUUUAAACUUUGUUUUUCUUGCCAGAUUUUAGAGAUGGAGAAAAUGGACUGCUCGUCGCUGGAUUCAGAGCAAGGGACUACGUGAAUAUCCUCCAAAGAACCUAGACACACGAUCUUCUAAUGCUGCUUACCUUUGCCGAGCGUCAACCAAAACUGCUCUUGCUAGCUUCCAGUCCAUUGACUGUCACCCGCUUGAACGUUCGAGUUUCGCUACCCUGAUACUGGAUUCCGAAGCAAGCCAUGAAUCAUCGCACACACAUUCAAAAGCCUAGGCUCUAAUGAAUGCUCAUCGGGCUCGGAUCAUGGCCUGCUAUCCCUCGGGUACACCAGACAAGAUCAAGAUAAUGGCCUAAGCGUCUUCGGCAGCCAUGGAAUCCUGAGUACCCUGAUCGCAGACGAGCACAUCAUUCGCGAAAUCUGUCAUCUCUGGGGCCAUGGUGGAUAGUACUGAGACCGGGCCCGCAGUUGAUCUCGUUCAGGGCAGCAGCGCUAAGCAUCCAGGGUCGUAGAGUGCUCAGUGCAUGUUUGUAGAAUGCCGAACAUAAUCCUAUGUAUGUGCACAAGAAAGUCCUCGAAAUGGAAUGCUGCAAAGGGCUUGACUGGACCGAAAUAACAAGGAGUGGCACUGGCUCAGUCAGAAAGGCGAAAACAUGCACAAAUCGAGGACAAUGGCCAUCUCUCUACUACAUAGGCCGUGACGAACGCCUCAUGACCACUCUUCUUCUUCUUCCUUGCUUUCUUCGCGCUCAGAGUAGACGCGCCGACCUACUCGAUCGCUGCGUUCGCACUUGAGACAUACUUCGCUCUCUAUUGUUCUUUGCGGCCUGAUCGACGCACUGCCGUGCCACGUUCCGCCACAAUCAGAACCUCCAACUGGCCCCAGAUGCCCCCAAGGUUCAUCAUCGAGGACGCAGGGACGAUCCGGGAGACACGCGACGACCCGAACUCACCCUCGCGUCCGCGGAAGCGCGCGCGAGUCGACUCAGUAGCUGACGGCGGAGGGUACGAGUACACGGGGACCGAGCGUCCUACCGAGCCUUGUGGCCCGGUGCACGACGAUCCAGUCUACUUCUCGAACGAUGCGGAUGCGGAGUGUGUGGUGCGCGUUGGCAAUACGCGGUUCAAGGUCAAAGGCGAUCUUCUAGCGGAUGUCUCGAUCUUGUUCAAGGAUAUGCUGCUCCGCCAGAGACGCUUGAAGAGACAACCGGACGGUUCGAUGUACCCGUUGGUACUCGUUUCGAUUACGCUGCCCGAAGAGUUCCGGGCACUGAUGUGGGCUUUGAAUGCCAGUGAAAAAGAACUUUUAGCCCAACCUAUCGAGCACGACGAAAUCGACCGCCUGCUCUCCAUCUCCUCCAUAUCGUACCAGUUCGAUUGCCCGAAACUAAAGACAUGGGCAAACGCCGCCCUUCUCCGCACUUUUUCCGCGGAGACUUCUCUCCUAUCAAGCUGCUCGUCGGCGCUGCUCACCCGUGCUCUGGACGUCGCCAUCCGCACCCGCCAAGACGACCUGAUCGAAGCGACAAUCACGCGCUGGUGCGAACGCCUGAAGACGGGCGACACACCCUGCGUGCCGGCCAUCAUCGCCGCGGACAUCCACGAACUGCAGGGCCUGCGCGGGGUGGCCUACUACCAGCAUGUGCAGAGCAUGAUCGCGCGGCAGACGACCGUGACGGGGCGCGGGGCGACGCAGUUCACGGCCGACGCGCGGCUGAGCAAUGCGCAGGUGAUGCGGCUUCUGUCGGGGCACUGGUCGCUUGUCAGUCUCUGGGAACGGACGAGGAAGAGCGCGGUCAAUUUCGCUUGCGAGUGCAGCGGUGUGAAGAGUUUGUGUGCGGACCUCUGGGUGCAGCGGUGGAAAUGCGCUGUGACGUCAGACAGGGUGAAUGCGCUCAGCUCAGGCAGCAUCUUGAGGUUGAUCGCCUUGGUCGGGGAUAUCCUGGCGGCGGACCAGAGGUUGAAGGAAGAGAUGUCUCCGGGGUGCCGGCGUAAUGCGCUGGCAACAGUCAAGACACGCGCAGCAGAGAUCGAGGAAGGUAUUGCUGACCACUUCUUUGGGUGGCUUUGAGCUUUCCCUUUGCCUGUACAUACUACUUAUUUGCCAUUUGCUUUGUACUUCUAGUCAUCGGUGUAACAUGUAUUAUGAUGUUAGACAUACAUACAGCAUCUGUAACUCACACGCGACUGCCUCACUCGCCGGCACGUCGAUCUUUAUCUCAAUGUGCCCCGCACUGCUGUAGAGAGUGGAAACGAGCCCAGUGUGCAUUGUACUCG
Molecule: messenger RNA, 4481 nt
Organism: Mycena citricolor
Lineage: Eukaryota; Fungi; Basidiomycota; Agaricomycetes; Agaricales; Mycenaceae
Source: the annotation of a GenBank genome assembly